UUCCUUCCUUGUAACGAGUUUUUUUAUGUUUAUAUACUAGAAAAUAGAGUUCAAAAAAGAAUAUUGAAGUUUAAAAUUCAAAGAAAGUGAUAUGUACUUUAAGCUAUUAAAAAAAAUUACUACAAAUGGAAAACGCAUAUUAUGGGCUUUGUAAGGUUAUAUUAUCUAUUUAUGAAUUUUAGUUCGUUAUAAAAACGUAAAUAUUGUAUAAAAUGGCAUCUUCAGGAGAUAAAAGAGAAAAGUUUCAGAAUAAUCAAAGUGGUGAACAGAAGGAAAAGAAACGCAAGGAAUCCAUUCUAGAUUUGUCUAAAUAUCUAGAGAAGACGAUAAGAGUUAAAUUUGCUGGCGGAAGAGAAGCCAGUGGUAUUCUAAAAGGAUAUGAUCCACUUUUAAACCUAGUAUUAGACAAUACUUCAGAAUAUUUACGAGAUCCUGACGACCCUUAUAAAUUAACUGAUGAUACUAGAGAAUUAGGUUUAGUUGUAUGCAGGGGUACUAGUGUAGUUCUCAUUUGUCCAAUGGAUGGCAUGGAAUCUAUACAAAACCCUUUUAUUACGCAAGAUUGAUAUUCAGAUUUUAAUUAUUUUCUACUUUUGUACAAUUUUUAAGUAUCAUAUAAAAGUUUACUGAUUCGUAAUUAUCGUAGGUUUAAUUUGUGAAACAUUUAAUUUUAUUAAAGCUGAAUAGAUUAAGUAUAGGUGUCUUUAUAAAUACAUACUAAUCUGAAGAUAUUCCUGUAAAUAAAAAUUGUUGGGAACGUGGACGUAA
Molecule: messenger RNA, 768 nt
Organism: Anoplophora glabripennis (Asian longhorned beetle)
Lineage: Eukaryota; Metazoa; Arthropoda; Insecta; Coleoptera; Cerambycidae
Gene: LSm7
Product: U6 snRNA-associated Sm-like protein LSm7
Exons: 3
Coding region: 213-566 (117 amino acids)
Biological process (GO): mRNA splicing, via spliceosome; nuclear-transcribed mRNA catabolic process
Cellular component (GO): Lsm1-7-Pat1 complex; spliceosomal tri-snRNP complex; U6 snRNP
Molecular function (GO): RNA binding
Source: RefSeq, a predicted model, not a curated record